AUGGGCCUGUCCGACUACUCGGAUGGUGACGUACAAAACAAGCUGCCUGGCAUGUCGUCCGAGAGUCUCACAGCACAGUCGCCGCCGUCUGCCAUGCAACCCAUGCUCCCCAUGCACCCCGUCAACGAACCCCGGCGGUCGCAGACCGAGAUCCGCAAUGCCAGCCAGUCAAGCGGCCUGGGCACGUUGGAGACGGACCCUGACCGUGUCAUCUGGCAAGGCUGGCUGUGGCUUCUGCGCAGCAAGGGUGGCGUCCGUCAAUGGAAGGACUCGUGGGCCGUGCUGCGGCCUCGGAAUCUUAUUCUGUACAAGGACGAGACGGAGUAUGCUGCCCAGCUGAUCCUCCCGCUGUCUUCGAUUGUGAAUGUGGUUGAGCGCGACCCGCUCAGCCGGACCAAGAAGCACUGCCUGGAGAUCAUCACGGAGGAGAAAAACUACCGGUUUUCGGCGCACGAUGAGGACACGUUGGUGCGUUGUCUUGGUGCCUUCAAGAGCCUGCUAACCAAGCGGCGUGGACUGGAGAUCCGUGCUGCAGCGGCGGCGGCGGCAGCUGUCUCUCCCUCGGGCCCGGUCGUCCUCCCUGCAAGCACCUUAUCUUCCUCUCCCAGCGGUGCCGGGCCCUUUACUCCGAUAUCGCAUAUUCCGUCACUCACGACACCGGCGCCUGUGCCUAUUUCAACAUGA
Sporothrix schenckii 1099-18 is the source of this 684-nucleotide messenger RNA. RefSeq lists its product as uncharacterized. The record is from RefSeq and is a predicted model, not a curated record. The coding region runs from base 1 to 684 and encodes 227 amino acids. The transcript has a single exon. Lineage: Eukaryota; Fungi; Ascomycota; Sordariomycetes; Ophiostomatales; Ophiostomataceae.